CUGGUCGGCUACGCCGUCACCGGCGUCAUCUCCGCCAAUCGUCCCGAGGGCCGCAGCGUCGCCCGCGAGGACUGGUGGGACCUGAUCGUAUCGGUUCCCGAGCCCAGGUUCAUCGUCCUGCAUGACAUCGACAACCCGCCCCUCGGCGCCUACUGGGGCGAGGUGCAGUCCAAUAUCCACCGGGCCCUGGGUGCCGUCGCCGUCGCAACCGACGGUACCGUCCGGGAUCUGGACGAGGUCCGCGCCCUGGGGUUCCAGUUCUUUGCCAAAGAGGUUUCGGUGUCCCACGCCUACGUCCACAUGGUCGACAUGGGCAUCCCCAUCGAAGUGGGCGGCCUCACCGUCCAGACCGGCGACCUCCUCCACGGCGACAAGCACGGCGUCACCAAUAUCCCCUUCGAUCUCGCCGACCGUAUCCCCGAUAUGGUCAGCACCAUCGCCGAUUAUGAACAGAAGACCAUCAGCCUCUGCCAGUCCUCCGAUUUUUCGCUGGACGCGCUGAAAGAGGUGGCCAAGAUCACACGCCCCUACUGA
This is a messenger RNA of Geodia barretti, 534 nucleotides long. The record is from the annotation of a GenBank genome assembly. NCBI's taxonomy places the organism in Eukaryota, Metazoa, Porifera, Demospongiae, Tetractinellida, Geodiidae.